AUUGUGUCAGGCGAAUUUUCAGACAUGGGUCCUGGCACGAGAGAAACUUUUGCGCUACAGUAACUUUCAACUCUCAUCCUUGGAAGUCAUUUUGAUUAUAUUUGAAAUCAAAACCAAAUCUAAAUAAUUUCCAUUCAUUAAAUUGUUAAUUCUUAUCGAUGGAAAUUGUUUAGAGAAAUUGGAGUUUUAUGUAUUUGCAGAUAAACUAAAACUGAAAUUUCAGUCCAUUUUUGAACGGGGGCUAACAAUUUUUUGUGUUUAUAUUAUUGUUCAGACAUAUUUGAGUGAAUUUGUGAAGUUCAGAAAAAUUUGGGUGUUUGGUUGUGAGGAAAUUAAUUUUUGGAAAAUUGGAGUUUUUAUUUAUUGGCAGCUAAAAUAAAACUGGAAUUUCAGUCAAUUUUGGGUGUUUUGUAUUCAAUUAAAAUCAAUAUAACUUCCAUAUUUAAAUUUGUUAUCCAUGGAAAAAUGUAAUUUCUGAUAGUCUGCCAAUCCGAUUAAUUGAAAUUUAUUUUUCCCGUGUUUUCGUUUUGCCUAGCUUAUGAAAUCAAAAAUGAGUCAGGGUUGCUCAGCUGCUGUUCGGCUAGAAUUUUUUUUCACAAAUUUGUGAAUGUUUUUCUCCAACUAAACCGAGCCUAGUCUCUAAUUCAAUUCAUUCAGAAUUUUUUAUAUUCAUUCCAUUCCAUUUCAUAUCUCUCGACUUUUUGAAGUUACAAUGAAUGAAUCGAGUGACUCUAGUCCAGGAAUUAUAAUCAACUUGAAUUCCAAUUAUUCGAAUUAUCAAUUUGACCCCUUUACUAUUCCCGUACUAUUGAAUAUUAUUCCAUUUAUUUAUAUUAUUCCCACUUGCUUUGUUAUUUUCCGAAUUAUUCAAGUUUAUAUUGUAAAAGGACUACGGAAUAAUGAUGAGAUUGUCAAUAAAAGUGUUUUCUUGGUUAUUAUACUUUCACAGCUUUCGUGUCUCUGCUUCUUCCUGUCCGACGUUCUGAUUGUCCGGCUCCCCACAACUGGAAUUCUGACUAAAUGGUGUCAACAGCAACCAGCAAAUCAUAUUCUAACAAUCGUAUUCACAUCCCAAAUAUAUUUCGCCUAUACUUUAAUGAUCUACCCGGUUUUGUUGAUUGUAGUACGAAUAACCCCGAUUCAGUAUCCACAAAGUCAUCGAGAGAUCAACUCGAAAAUACUUGCCUAUAGUAUUCCAUUCAUUCACAUCUACCCUAUAUUCUUCAUACUCCACAUGAUACCAGCUUUAGGGGUCUGCCGACAAUUAUGGAAACCAUAUCCAUUUGGUUGUGCUUUUAUACACUUUUAUGGGUCUUGGCACGAUCUCAAAAACUCUCCAUUUGAAGUGAUAAAUUCUGUUUUGUGGCUUAUAAUAUUUCUAAUUUGUAACUUCAAGCUUUAUCAGAAAAUUCAGAACUUGAAAGGGACUUCUCGUGGCAACUCCAACGUGAAUCAAAGUUCAAGAUAUCGCAGAGCUGAGAUCUCACUGACACUGACUUCAGGUUCAAUGAUCCUAACAUAUAUUGUGAAUUUUAUAUUUCAGGCAAGCUUGAACCAACCGAAAAUCUGGAAUUUACCUUUUUUUCAGGGAACUUUUAUAAUUAAUUUCACUCUGAUGACAUAUAGUUCGUUCUUCCGUCCAUAUGGAUAUGAUCUCGAGACAUGUGUAGUUCCAUGGAUGCUCUAUUUAACUCAUCCAGCAUUUCAAAAACGGAAAGAAUCAAUCACUGUGACACCAAGUCUACAAAGAGAGAGGAUUCCAUAAGUUUAAAAUGUGUUUUUAUUUCAGCAGCACAUUUUUAGUAUAGAUGCAUCUUAAUAAAGUUUGAAAAAUUCCACAAAAA
Caenorhabditis elegans is the source of this 1844-nucleotide messenger RNA. It is a transcript of the gene sru-20, whose product is annotated as Serpentine Receptor, class U. Lineage: Eukaryota; Metazoa; Nematoda; Chromadorea; Rhabditida; Rhabditidae. The record is from RefSeq and is marked reviewed. Bases 713 to 1765 code for a protein of 350 amino acids. The transcript has 5 exons.